This is a messenger RNA of Bombina bombina (fire-bellied toad), 3111 nucleotides long. RefSeq names its product toll-like receptor 7. The coding region runs from base 1 to 3111 and encodes 1036 amino acids. Gene Ontology annotation, biological process: canonical NF-kappaB signal transduction; positive regulation of interleukin-6 production; defense response to virus. Gene Ontology annotation, cellular component: plasma membrane. Lineage: Eukaryota; Metazoa; Chordata; Amphibia; Anura; Bombinatoridae. Gene Ontology annotation, molecular function: protein binding; pattern recognition receptor activity. The transcript has a single exon. The record is from RefSeq and is a predicted model, not a curated record.
AUGUUGUGUUAUUCUCAGACUUCAUGGAGGACGCAGCAGACAACUGCAUUGAUCCUGAUUUUAUCAAUAUACACUAUUUCAGCCAUCAUCCCUCGCUUCCUUCCUUGCGAUGACUACAAAAAUGGUUCUGUGGUUAUAUGCUCUCAACGAAAUCUCACACAUGUCCCCCACAUACAUUCAAUGAAUGUCACUGAACUCAAUUUGUCCAAAAAUGAAAUAACACUUCUCGCCAACCACACGUUUUCAGGACUCCCUAAUCUGAAGGUCCUUAAUGUUAGUGGGAACUGCCUACCACAAAAUUUGAGGCCAGACAAAAAGGAAUGUACGCUAACCAUUGAAGUGGAUUCUCUGGUCAACUUAAAGUAUUUACAGAUUUUAGACCUUAAUGGAAAUAGUUUGACCUCCAUCCCACCACUUCCUAAAAAUAUUAAGAGAUUAUAUCUCAAUUGGAAUCGCAUUCUGUUUGUUUCUGAAUGGGACUUCUAUGGACUCCACAAUUUUAACAUCUUGGAAAUUGGUUGGAACUGCUACUACCGCAAUGAAUGUGGUAGACAGUUGCGUUUUGCAGAUAAUGCUUUUAAAGACACCCCAUCCCUUUAUACACUCGUUUUAUCUCAAAAUAACAUCAGUUCUUUCCCACAUAAUCUUCCAUCUUCUCUUGUUAAAUUGGACUUGUCAGAAAAUAAGAUGUGGAAGAUAGACCGUGAAGAUUUGUGUAACCUGACCAACCUUCAAAUUCUAAACGUGCAGUGGAACUGCCAACGGUGUGACCAUGCAGCACAGCGAUGCUUCCCCUGUUCAAAUAAUAGUGCCCUACAGUUAGGCCCUGGAGUUUUUGACAGCCUGCACAACCUUGAAAAAUUAUAUCUCAGGGGAAACUCAUUGCACACCCUAAAUGACUCCUUAUUUGAUAAUUUAAGCAAUUUAACAAAUUUGUAUCUGUCUGACAAUUACUUAAACCUUGAGAAUGAAACAUUUUUUUCAAAGCUUACAAACCUGAACAACUUGUAUUUAGAUUUCAACUACAGACUUCCAGUAAUGUAUGAAAGGUUGAAUCUCAAUCCUAGUGUGGCCAAAAUGAAAUCUCUAAGAAAAAUUUCGAUAUCUGGCUACUUUUUCAAUGUCCUUGAUGAGAAAGGCAUCAGACCUUUGCUUAGCCUCCCCAACUUAGAAACAGUUAUCUUCAGAGCUAACUUUAUACUCAAGGUAAACCUCAGUAUGUUUUUUUCACAUAAAAACUUACAAUCUGUUAGCCUUGCAGAAAACCUAGUAUCUUUUCAAGACAUCUGUGGUGCAGAAGAGGAAAAGACAAGAUUAACUGUACCCAUAUUAUAUAGAGAAGACAAAAUGGUUCCAGAAUGGGUGAACUUUCAAGGCAUUGAAAACAAUAAUGACCAGGGGAGUAAAUAUGCCGAGUAUGAAGAUUGCUUGAUGUAUAACAAGUCUGUAGAUCUGUCAUUUAACAACAUAGGGAGUCUUCACCCAGAUGACUUUAUUGGCAUGGAAGAUAUUGAAUGCCUGAAUAUGAGCUACAACUAUAUCAACCAACGAUUGAAUGGCUCUCAGUUUGGGCACCUAAACUCACUACGGCAUCUAGAUCUCUCCAACAACAGAUUUGACCUUUACUAUAAGGCUGCUUUUUCUGAUCUCUCCAAACUUAAGGUGCUAAAUUUGGCUCACAAUGAAUAUCAAUUUUUAAUGAGAGGUGUUAACCACAGGCUUGACUUUCUUGAACAACUCACCUCAUUGACAGACCUAAACCUUAAUAAUAACCAAAUAGGUUUACGAAUAACAGCAGAACUAAAGAACCCUUCCUUGAAAAGGCUAUUGUUUAAAAACAAUAAACUAGGUAGCUUGUGGAAGUAUGGAGAAGAAACUUAUUUUAAUAUUUUUACCAACCUUAAAAAACUUCAAGUAUUGGAUAUUAGUUUUAACCAGUUAUUGGUUAUUCCACAUACGGUCUUAGAAAAUUUACCAGAGUCAUUACAAAAUCUUACUGUUUCAAAUAAUCUUUUAUAUUCUUUUCAUUGGGAUAAUAUAGCUCAUCUCAAAAAUCUAAUUCACUUGGAUCUAAGUUUUAAUUGUUUACCAUCUCCAACAUCAAACAUAACAUCCAUUGAGAGUAAAGUUGUUUACCUGAACUUAAAAUCAAACCAAAUUUCAAAUUUAAAUAAAUACUUCUUUCUCUCAUACACUAAGCUGAGAUAUCUUAUCCUGAGUAAAAACAGAAUAAAAAAGAUAGAUGAAAACAGCUUCCCAAAGCCACUUUUCAGUAGCCUUGUAUCUCUGGAUGUAAGUGAAAAUCCCUUCCAAUGCAAUUGUACUGCCUAUUGGUUCAUAGAAUUUUUGAAGAGGACAAAUGUAACUGUUAAAAACCUUUCAACCAAAAUGGUGUGUGAUUCACCAGACAUUUUGAGAGGUAAAUCUCUCUUGAAAAUGAAUCCACAGUCUUGUCAAGAUUUUUAUGGCAAUUAUUGUUUCAUAUGCACAAGUCUUCUAAUAACCAUGUGGAUGUUAAUAACUAUAAUGUGGAACCUUUUUUUGUGGGAUCUCUGGUAUACAGGACAAGUACUCAUGGCAUCCAUACUAAGCUAUACCAAGCUCCCUGGUAACUCCAAGCAUGAGUUUGAUGCCUUUAUAGUGUUUAACACUAAAGAUAGUGCAGUGACAGAUUGGGUCUACCAUGAAUUGGUAAAACAGCUUGAAGGGCCUGAAAUUGGUUCAUUUAAUUUGUGUCUGGAAGAAAGGGACUGGAUUGCAGGAAAGUCCACCAUUGAAAAUCUAUAUGAAGCCAUCUACAAAAGUAAGAAAACAGUCUUCAUCCUCAAUAGGGAAUGGUUGAAUUGUGGAAUUCUGCGUCAUGCAAUCUUCAUGUCCCAUCAAAGACUUCUGGAUGAGAAGAAGGAUGUGGUGGUAUUGGUUAUCCUUGACCAGAAGAUGAAGAUGUCUAGGUACCUACUUACCAGGAAAAGGAUGUGUCCUAAAAGCUUUCUUAGUUGGCCAGGCAACCCAAAAGCACAUAAUCAUUUCUGGCACAAUCUACGCGUGCUUCUAAGAAAAGAUAAUCCAGCAACCUUUGAUCCUCAUCUACAAAAACAUAUUUAUGAAUAA